Helicoverpa armigera (cotton bollworm) is the source of this 2246-nucleotide messenger RNA. Its product is annotated as luciferin 4-monooxygenase. The coding region runs from base 207 to 1862 and encodes 551 amino acids. NCBI's taxonomy places the organism in Eukaryota, Metazoa, Arthropoda, Insecta, Lepidoptera, Noctuidae. The transcript has 12 exons. The record is from RefSeq and is a predicted model, not a curated record. Gene Ontology annotation, biological process: fatty-acyl-CoA biosynthetic process; long-chain fatty acid metabolic process. Gene Ontology annotation, molecular function: long-chain fatty acid-CoA ligase activity.
AAGAUAUAUUCAUGUAGGUAUCUAAAACCCUAAAAAUAUUAAGUGUGCAUCGAAAUUUUUCUCGGUCCAGACGUGCGAGGUGUGCUUAAAAUAUCCUGUGUGUCAUUUGUUUUUAAUAUUUGUGAGAACAUUGAACUUUAGGGGACGAAGAAUAAGAAUUUUGACAAUAGACAGCUCAGAAGAAAGUUUAUAUCUACAUAACAAAAAUGCUAAAAAACAAGCUUUACCAAUAUGGCGACGAUAGUGGUAGAAUUCCCGCACACAUCCACUUUGGUAAAGAAGUUUUUGAUGCUAUGGUCAAAAACAAACAUAUAACGGCUUUGAUAAACGCAGACACAGGAGACCAAAUAUCUUACGAAGAAGUAGCUCAAAUGACAGCUGAUGUCGCUCUCUCGCUCACUCGUAUAGGAGUUAGAAAGGGAGAGGUAGUGUGCAUUUGCAGUGAGAAGAUAUUUGAAUAUUUACCUACUAUUAUUGGUAUAAUGUGCGCGGGAGCAACUUUCUCUCCUACCGAUCCAACUUAUGGCAGUUUUCCUCUUCUCCAUAGACUGAAAAUAGUCCGUCCCCGAGUCAUGUUUUGCUCCCGAAACGCCUACAAAACUCAUAAAGCAGUUUUUGAAGAAGUUGGCAGCAUAGAACAUUAUAUCCUGUAUGGAGAUGAAGAGGAACCUGGUACUUUGCUGUUUAAGGACUUCUUAACCGAGACCUGUAAGCUGGAAGACUUCGAGCCAGUUCCAGUCAAUGGGUGGGAAGACGUGGCUUUCAUAGUAUACUCAUCAGGCACUACGGGUCUUCCGAAGGGUGUUCCUGUGACCCAUUUGGCAUACUGUCUGAACGCUCAGAAUAUCGUUCCGGAUGACUACACAGGCAUCGGCAUCUACAGUUCCCGAGAGUUCUACUACACAUACGGGCUGAUGUAUGCACUAGCGUGCUUACGAGUGGCAGCCACUAUAGUGUACAAUACUUCUGGUGGGGAGAAGGCGAUGUUGGAGGCUGUGGAGAAAUAUAAGUUAAAAAUCUUGCAACUAGCGCCGAUGAUAAUCACAGAACUAAUCAAGUCGGCAAUAUUGGAUGAUUACGAUCUCUCCUCAGUGGAGUACGUGAUCUCUUCCAGUACUUAUAUCAGGGAGGAAGCUGUUAAUGAUAUUAAACGCAGGAUACCAAGUCUGAAAUCAGUUCUCCAGCUAUACGGGAUGUCUGAAGGUGGCAGCAUCUGCAACGAGCUGCUCUGCACCAAGGGUUCCAAGCCUGGUAGCUCCGGAGUACCUGGCUAUGGGUUUAUCAUCAAGGUGGUGGACUUGGAGACCAGAAAACCCUUAGGACCCAAUCAACGAGGGGAAAUCUGUAUCAAGGGACCCAGUCUUAUGAAAGCUUACCUGAACAACGUGAGCCCUGAAUGCAAGGAUGAAGAUGGUUUUCUGAAGAGCGGAGAUGUUGGCUAUUAUGAUGAAGAUGGGUACUUCUUUGUUGUAAACAGGAUUAAAGAGCUCAUCAAGUACAAUGAUAUAUCUAUACCACCAGCGGAAUUCGAAGCCCUGCUUCUUCAGCACCCAUCAGUCCGAGAGGUUGGAGUGGUGGGGAAACCUCACCACAAGCAUGGAGAGCUUCCAGUAGCGUUUGUGGUGCUGCAGCCAGGAUGCAAGGCUUCUGAAGAUGAACUGGUUCAGCAUGUUGAUAGUCGGGUAACCUUCCGAAUGCGUCUAGCUGGUGGCGUGCGAUUCAUUGACCGACUGCCCAGAGGUGCAGGCGACAAGUUGGACAGAAGAGACUUAGUACAGCGUCUGAUAGAUGAAGAUAAACCUGAUGGAAAUAUGGAUAAACCUAAUGGAACUGUUCUCAAUGGAGUCAGAGACAGGAUGUAGGAUUUUGAGCGGUUGGGGAAAGUUGUUCUAGCUAAAGGGAUGUGGGGUGCAGGGAACAGAUAGGUAAUAAUAUAAGGAUAGCUAUGAGAAUAUUAGGAUUAUUACACAUAAGUUAGAAUAUUUUAAGGAUUACACUUUAUCUAUGUAUGUACUUUUAACAUAUUAAGAGGAAAUAGUUUUUUUGUUUGUUUGUAAAAAAAAUGUGCUCCGUUGAAGACGUUUGAUCUUUAGUAUAUUAGUAAAGAAGUGUAUAAACUUCUUUUUUAAAUACCAGUUCACAGUGUUUAUGAUUUUUAUGAAUACGUUAUUUUAGAAAAUCAGACACAAUUGAUUUUCUAUUGUUUUAUAACUAGCGACAUACAAAUAACAAUAUAUAUUUUAAGA